CCUACUUCCCAGACGGAGUGUUAUUGCAAUGAGGUGAGGUUUGUGUGUGUGUGUAUGUGUGUGUGUGUGUGUGUGCACUGCUGCAUCUUUCACCCCUCGCUGGAUUGCUUCUCCUGUUUGAGCAUAUUUAAAGAGGAAUCUUGGCUGUUGUUUUUGGCAUCAUUUGAGAGAGGAAUCAUCAUGGGCUGCUGCUCGGCACGAUGCAUGCUGGUCCUCCUGUGCUGUCUGCAGCUGAUGACUGCACUGGAGAGACAGGUCUUUGACUUCCUUGGCUUCCAGUGGGCUCCCAUCAUGAUAAACUUCAUUCACAUCAUCGUGGUCAUCCUGGGCCUCUUUGGUGCCAUGCAGUACAGACCACGUUAUCUUAUUCUGUACCUUCUGUGGAUUCUGUUAUGGCUCAGCUGGAAUGUCUUUGUUUGCUGCCUCUACUUGGACUUGGGAGGGCUUUCCAAGGAGAGUGACGUUCUCUCCCUCGGAGUGUCGUUGCAUGGCUCCUGGUGGAAGGAAAACGGCCCAGGCUGUCAAAGUCAACUUCUUCCAUCGACUGACUGGCAUAACCAUGGAAACCCAGAGCUGACUACCGUGCUGAGCUGCUGGCUGGAGUACCAGUAUAUAGAAGUCCUGCAAGGCAUCAUCCAGAUCUUCAUAUCACUUCUAGCAUUUGUUUAUGCUUGCUAUGUGGUCAGUCUUUUCUCCAAUGAAGAGAACUCGUUUGAUACCACUGAUGAGUGUCAUAGCCCACCCAAACCUCCACACUUCUUCUACUAAACAGCUGUGAUAUAUUAUGAAUAAGGAACCUUGUUGACAAAGGCAACAACACUUGUGAUGACAUUUCUUCGGCAGUUUAUUUAAACUGUACAAUUCAUGGAGGUUAAAGUGCAGUAUCGUGUAAAUAUAUGUGUGUGAAUCUGUGUGUAUUUGAAAUAUGUAAA
Molecule: messenger RNA, 932 nt
Organism: Doryrhamphus excisus (bluestripe pipefish)
Lineage: Eukaryota; Metazoa; Chordata; Actinopteri; Syngnathiformes; Syngnathidae
Gene: nkain5
Product: sodium/potassium transporting ATPase interacting 5
Biological process (GO): regulation of sodium ion transport
Source: RefSeq, a predicted model, not a curated record